This is a messenger RNA of Perkinsus marinus ATCC 50983, 189 nucleotides long. RefSeq lists its product as hypothetical. The transcript is spliced from 2 exons. The coding region runs from base 1 to 189 and encodes 62 amino acids. The record is from RefSeq and is a predicted model, not a curated record. NCBI's taxonomy places the organism in Eukaryota, Perkinsozoa, Perkinsida, Perkinsidae.
AUGUCCAAUCUGCUGGAAGUGGUUCUCGACGGUCCUGAUCCGGCGCUGUAUAAAACACUUCCUAGUAGUGAGGUUGCUGAUGAUGGCGAUGUGUUAGCAGGGGUUAUGGAUGAUGUCUCGGCGAGGAAUGAAUUGCAAGGGUAUCUGGACGAGUUGGAAUCUGAAUCUGAGGAGGAAGAGGAGGACUGA